Strongylus vulgaris is the source of this 492-nucleotide messenger RNA. NCBI's taxonomy places the organism in Eukaryota, Metazoa, Nematoda, Chromadorea, Rhabditida, Strongylidae. The record is from the annotation of a GenBank genome assembly.
AUGAAGCCGUUCAGAAGAGUUUUUCAGACAUUCGAUGCGGGUGAUCAUUUUCGAAUUUUAUGCGAAGAAACAGAAACUGGGCGAAACUGGAGUGUUUUUGCUACAAAAAAUCUUCAUCCUGUUGAUGAAUACAAUAUCUUUCUAAUCGACCACGCAUGGACAUUUCGGCCACAUCAAGCACGAGCUCAACUUGAGCAGUUGCCUCAACUAGUAGAUCGAAUGAAAAAUCUGCUCGACAUUGAAGAAUCUGAAGACAUGGAGGGAAUGGGGGAGGAGUCUGAGCCUGAAAAUGAGGUAACAUCGGAUGAACAAGAACGUAAAAUAGUUCAGCAAAAAAUUGAAGCAUCCGCCAAUAACGAUACACCACUUCCUCGGCUGGAGUCAGUUGACGCCCGACUCUGCGAUGCUGUCAAAUAUGAGGACACAGUGGUUGACAAAAUUCUAAGAAAGAUGUGGAAACAUAUCCAAACUUAUACAAUAAGAAGCAACCAG